GCUGUCAAAAAUGUAUUCUUAAUUUUCAAAAAUCAAAAUAGAAACUUGAAAAAAAAAACAUUUAUAAUAAUUUUCUGCCUUUUCCACAAUUUACCCAGAUUUACAUAAAUAAUACGGGCAGCCAUACGAAGUGCCAAUUUUUAGAUUUUUAAUUUAUAUGUUGAAAACGUUGAAGUGGAUGGUUUUUGAUAUUAAUUUCCUCAUUAAUUUCAAAGGUCAAUUGUUUACUCGGAUCCUUGAAGAAUUACUCAAAUUUAACAUUUUUUAUAUCUAGUACCUAAAUAUCGCUAGUGUGUAUUAGCAGAAUUUAGAUAUUUUACUUUUUAUAUAUUUAAAUUACAAUUUAUAAUGGCUCUUUCAAAACCAAUAAUGAAGGCGUUAAGUUUUUAUUUGUCUCAGAUGUAUGAACAUCCAUUACGAACUAGUGCAUUAACAUGUUCUGUUAUUGCUCUAGAUGGUAAUGCGACUUAUCAAAGAUUAGCAGGUAUUAAACCUUUCGAUCUGCGUAGCGUUUUAGCCUUUGGAGUAUUUGGACUUUUAUUUUCUGGACCGGCUCAGCACUAUUUUUACAGUUUCUUAGAAAGAGCAGUACCAGAUGAAGCAUCAUUUACUAUUCUAAAAAAAUUGUUUUUGGAGCGCGUUAUAUUUUUCCCCUUAUGCCAAGGGUUUGCUUUAUAUGCAAUAUCAAGACUUGAAGGCAAAAGUCAUGAUCAGGCUGUAGAAGAACUAAAAGCUUUGUUUAACAAGCUAGUAAUUGGCAGUUGGAAACAUCUCACAAUAUUACAGUUUUUAAAUGUUGCUUUUGUUCCUUCAGUGUUCAGGAUAUUUAUUCAGCAUUUUAUUUCAUACUUUUGGACAAUUUAUUUUUCACAUGCAAGAAAAGAAUAUCAGAAAUCGCAGAAAAAGCAAUAAAAAGGCAUAGGGAUAUUCGUUUGGACAAUAAAUAUUUUAUAUUAAUUAGUAUUCUAAAAAUAAUUGGUAAGUUUUGAAACAUUCCGGGAAUAUUGUGGUGUAAUAUUUAUUAGAAUUUAAGAAAACUAAUAAUAAAUGUUUUUAUAUGUUUGAUAUAAAAUUGUAUUUUUCAUAUUUGUUAUUCUUAUUAUAUAAGUUUAUGUAUUUUUAUGUAGGUGUAUUUUUUACCUUUCAAAUAAUCAUGAACAUUGUGCAUAAACAAAUUUA
Molecule: messenger RNA, 1179 nt
Organism: Sitophilus oryzae (rice weevil)
Lineage: Eukaryota; Metazoa; Arthropoda; Insecta; Coleoptera; Curculionidae
Product: peroxisomal membrane protein PMP22
Exons: 5
Coding region: 349-912 (187 amino acids)
Cellular component (GO): cytoplasm; membrane
Source: RefSeq, a predicted model, not a curated record